AUGUGUUCAAAUAAAAAUCCUUUAAUCAAAAUUGAUGAUGAAAUGUGUAAUAAUAGCAAUGAUGAUGAUAUUGAUGAUCGAGUUUUUCGUACAACAAAUCUAGUUUUUUGGCCUUUAUUACGAAGAAUAUCCAAAGAAUUUCUUCAAAAUGUAAAACAAUUUCAGAUAUUUCAUAAUGGCCAAUCGGCUAUUUUUCUUCAUCAAGAUGGUAUUUUUGUUUAUGGUGAUAAUUUUAACGGUUGGUUUGGUUUAUCCAAUCAUGUUGAUCGUGUCAUUGAACAUCCAUUGCCAAUCGAUCAAAUAUUUAAGAAUGAAAUCAAAACAAUACAGAUUGGUAGCAAUUUUAUCAUAUUGUUAACAAAUUCUGGUUAUAUUUAUGGCUGUGGAAGUAAUUCACAUGGACAGAUUGGAUUGAAAAACGUUGAUAUGAUGAAACAAUUUACAUUGAUACGUGAACGUAUUAAAUUCGUCAAAAUUGCUUGUGGUUCUCUUCAUGUGCUAGCAUUAGACAUCUUUGGAAACGUCUGGUCCUGGGGUGAUAAUGAAUUCAAUCAAUGUUCAAGUAUGCGAUUCAAGUUUCUCAUACCUACAAAAUUACUAUGGCCAAAAUUUCAAAAUAUUCAAACAAUUGAUAUUGCUUGUGGUUACACAAGUUCAAUAAUAUUGAAUAGUGAUGGAAAUGUCUAUGUAUUGGGUCGAAUGGCAUCGAUUUAUUUUAUGCGACCAACUCGAAUGGAAAUCAAAUUAAAACCUAAUACUUUCAUUAAAAAAAUUUAUGGAUGUCGUGAUAUUUGUGCUCUACAAACAAAUCAUGGUGAAAUUCUUCAUUGUUUUAAACGAAAUGAAUAUCUUGAAUUUCAAAAAAUCGAUACAAAUAUUCAAGCUAUUAGCACACAUUGGAACAACAAUCAAAUCAUUCUUUAUUCAAAAUCUGAAAAGAGAUGCUAUGUUUGGAAUUAUGAUAAUCCUGAAUCAUUUGCAACGAAUUCUGAUUCAAUACCAGAUAUCACUAAUCUCUAUGUUCAUCCAAACACACCUGGAUUAAUUAAAUUACCAUUGGAUCUUUCACCUAAUACCGAUUUCAAUGAUCCAACCUGUUCAGAUCUUGAAUUAUUAAUCACUGACUUUGAAUAUGGAGAAUUACCAAGAACAUUAUAUGUUCAACGAGCUAUUAUCAUGAAACAUUGGGAAAAUCUGCUGAAUUAUUCUGUUCAAUCACCAACAAACACUGAUAGAAUAAUGAUUGACUCUUUUCCUUAUUCGUUUCUGUUUCAAUAUAUUUAUUUCAUUUAUAAUGGUAAUUAUCAAACACUUUGGCGAAGCAAUCUGGAUGAUAAAGAAUAUUUUGAGCAAAAAAUGUUAUUACAAGAUUUACUUGCUCAUUACAGUUUAAAUGAUUCUUUACAUGAAACAUUGCAAAAUAUUAUACUUGAACGUUUGAAUGAGGAAAACUAUAUUCAAGUAGUAUCCCUACAAGCUAAAUAUCAAUCUACUCUAUUGUGUCGGCAAAGUGUUUUUCUUUUUCAUUAUUAUGUUUACAUGAAUAUUCAAAAUUGUGGAAAAUUUUUCGAAGAUUCAUUACGAUAUAAUCAACCACAAUUUAUAGAACGAAUUUUUCGUCUUUUAUAUAAUUUUAUAAAUAUCAACUAUCGUUAUUUGGAAGAAAAAUUGAAUCCCUAUUUGUGUAAAUAUUACAAGCAAGAAUUAUUCGAUGGUAAUGAUGAACUUUAUUAUCUGGCCAUACGAUAUGAUCCAGAAAAACGUGAUUGUAUACGUUUUAUGAAUGACAAUGUGGUUACGAUAUCAUUGUUACAGAUUUAUAAAUCUUGUUUCAUGUAUCGAAGAUAUGAUUUAAUACCAGAAGUCUUGAAACGUAUAAAGUUCUGUAUGCGUAAACAUUUGGCCAAUGUUUUCUAUUUCUAUCUAUUUUCACUUGAUUAUAAAUCAUAUGGUGGUUUAUUCGAUGAUCAUAACCAUCGUUAUCUUCAUCAGCUUGUUGUAGCAUUUAUUAAAAAUCCAGAAAAUUUCGAAAUAACUCGUAAAGAUAUUCUUGAACAUGUUUUGGCCGAAUCGAAUUCGAAUGCAAACUUGACAUAUUUUAUCAAGGCUAAAUUGUUUCAAUUAAAUGAUGAUUUUCGUUGGCUAGAAUCUGUCACCAAUUUUUCCGGACAAGAAACAUUAAUGAUACCGGCCAUUUAUUGUCAAUUUUAUUCACUUGCCAAAAAUAAACGAGAUGAAAAAAUAUUGAAAACAAUCAAACAACAUUUAUCCAGUGAUCUUUUCGUUAAUUUCAACACUUUACCAUUAAUAUUUUUAUUGGCAUUAUUCUAUGAAGAUGAACAACUUAAAUUGGUUAUAAAUGAACGAUUGUCAACUGAUCUUGAUUCUGAAAACAUUUUAAUCGUUUAUAAAAUUGUUCAUACAUACAUCGAUGAUGAUGAAUUUUCCAAAUAUCUUUGUUCAUUAUUUAUCAAACAUAUCAAUAUGUUCAAUUGCAUACAAUUAUAUGAACUUAUUCAACAAUACAAAGAUUCAUUGGCCUUAACGAUAUUACGUCCGAAUUUAAUCAAAAAUUUUGAUUCAAUCAAUUUGAGUAAAUUUGCAAAACUUGCUAUGAAUUUUCAUGAUCAAAUUCUAUUGUCUCAUAUACAGAAAUUUAUUCUUACUAAUUGUAAUAAGAAAAAUGGAACUGAUUUCUAUAAAUUGAUAAUGCGAAAUUCAACAUCAUUUUCAAAUGAUUUUAUUCAAUCAUUUCGAAAUGUUAUCAGCAAGAAUUUAUCAUCAGAGAACAUUAUUGAUUUCAUUAUAGCAGCAUCGAAUCAUUUAGAUACAGAAAUGGUUGAAAAAUUAUGGAAAUUAGCUCAUGAUUAUAUAUCGGCAACGAAUUGUUUACGAUUCUAUGAAAUGAUGAUUCAAAAAGAUUUUUUUGAUCAAUGUCUUCAAUUGAAAAUAAGUAUGAUGCUAGCCAAAACUGUUAAUGUUGAAAAUUUCGAACGAAUCUAUGUUCUUGCCAUCAAAGCAAAUGAUGAAUCAUUGAUCAAUCAACUCAAUUCUUCUAUAGUGAAAAAAAUAAUGAACAAAGAAAAUUGUAUUCAAUUGUAUCGAUUUGCAAUGAAAAAUUCUGAUCAUAAAUUGGCAAAAAAUAUUGGCAUGCAAUUAAAAAGUUAUCUAACGGUGAAAAAUUGUCUUCGAAUCUAUAUAAUUUCAUAUGAAAAUGAUGAUUCAUUUGUUCGUAAACUAUGUGCUCGAUUUUUGGCUUCGAAUCCAAAUGGACGAACAUCAUUAUCGAUAAUGGAUAAACAAGUCAGCUUUCAAUUAAAAAUGGAUUUGGAAAACUUUAAUUUCUAGUCUACAAUUGUUAUUCAAUAGAUGUCAGUACUAUCUCAUUGUUUUUUUUUUAUGUUAUAACACGUGAAAACAGAAUCGAAUGUUUUUUUGUU
Molecule: messenger RNA, 3440 nt
Organism: Dermatophagoides farinae (American house dust mite)
Lineage: Eukaryota; Metazoa; Arthropoda; Arachnida; Sarcoptiformes; Pyroglyphidae
Source: RefSeq, a predicted model, not a curated record